This is a messenger RNA of Linum tenue, 214 nucleotides long. Lineage: Eukaryota; Viridiplantae; Streptophyta; Magnoliopsida; Malpighiales; Linaceae. The record is from the annotation of a GenBank genome assembly.
CGCCGUCAGCGAUUUUGUUCCGUCUGAGUACGAUUUCUUCUACUUGCCCAUGGACUUCAGUACCGGCGCCAAUCUAGGUUACGCGUUCGUGAACUUCACCACCGCCAUCGGAGCGUCGAGAUUCGAAGCCUCGUUCCAAAACUACAAGUGGGAAGAGCUGGUGCGGCCGCCCAACUGGAGAAAAGUCUGCAAAAUCGUCGCCGCUAAAUUUCAG